AUGAGCCUAAGCACCAGCGAGAUGGAGGACCUGUGGGAGUCCUUGGGCGAGCUCAACUUCUCUGAUAGCUUUUCCAACAUUUCACACAGUGUGGACAGCACGGUAUGCCCCACAGCGUUCAACCGUCGUGCCCUGCUCCACUCUAUGUGUGUCCUCUACACCUUCAUCUUCGUGGUGGGGCUGGCGGCCAACGCUCUGGUCCUGUGGGUGAAUUUCCGUGCCCAGCGGGACUCCGCCCCUCGCCACGAGACCCACACGUACAUUGCCCACCUGGCCGUGGCCGACCUGUGCGUGUGCCUCACCCUGCCCGUGUGGGUGAGCUCGCUGGCCCAGCACGGCCACUGGCCCUUCGGCGAGGCAGCGUGCAAAGUCACUCACCUGCUGUUUUCCGUCAAUCUUUUCGGGAGCAUCUUCUUCCUGGCCUGCAUGAGCGUGGACCGCUACCUGAGCGUGACGCGCCACCGAGAAAACCAGGGUGGGGCGCGGCGCAAGUUAGCACGCCGCUCAGUGUGCAUCGGGGUCUGGUUCCUGGCUCUUGUAUCCUCCUUGCCAGACACUUACUUUGUACGUACGGUGAAGGCGUCGCACGGAGGCAGCGUGCUUUGCAGGGCUGUAUACCCCGAGGAGAACCCCACCGAGUGGAUGGUCGGCGUCCAGCUGAGUUUCAUCCUCUUGGGCUUCGUCCUCCCCUUCCCAGUCAUCGCAUUCUUCUACGCGCUACUGGCCAGAGCCUUCGCCCGCACGUCGACGCCGUCUUCCACGGUGGAGCAGGAGCGGCGCGUGAGUCGACGGGUGAUCCUGGCCUACAUCGUGGUGUUCCUGGGCUGCUGGGGGCCUUAUCAUGGCGUACUGCUGGCCGACUCGCUCUCCCAGAUGGGUGCGCUGCCUCUGACCUGCGGCCUGGAGAACUUCCUCUACGUGGCUGUCCACCUUACCCAGUGCCUGUCCUUACUGCACUGUUGCUUCAACCCCAUCCUCUACAACUUCAUUAAUCGGAACUACCGCUAUGACCUCAUGAAGGCCUUCAUCUUCAAGUACUCCACACGGACCGGUUUGGCGCGACUCAUUGAGACGUCCAACGCAUCCGAUGCAGAGUACUCGGCCGUGGCUGCAGACAAUCCACCGCAGAUAUGA
Messenger RNA from Nerophis lumbriciformis (worm pipefish), 1134 nucleotides. Lineage: Eukaryota; Metazoa; Chordata; Actinopteri; Syngnathiformes; Syngnathidae. The record is from RefSeq and is a predicted model, not a curated record.